AUGAUGCUCCUGCCUCAGUAUCCGUCCUGGUGGAAAUGCAAGCACGCGGCACAGGUUUACGACUGGGAACGCCUGCUGCUGUCCACCAUUGACGCAGGCGAGCACGUCUACACUGUCUACGAGAAGGCAGGUAAUCGGCAGUACUGCUCGAUAGACCUUCACUUGCUUCAGGCCGCCGCGCGCCCUGUCCACAACCAGUCCGAGCGAGCCGUCAACCUCGUGAUGACACAUCGGCUAAGGCCAGGUAGGGACGGUCUUGUCUUCUUACUUCGUUUUGACCGCGACUAUAGGCCGUUUAAGGUUCCCUUUAAUGGCUCCUUUAAGGGUUCCGUUUACGGAGGGUUCCCUUAA
Molecule: messenger RNA, 351 nt
Organism: Symbiodinium sp. CCMP2456
Lineage: Eukaryota; Dinophyceae; Suessiales; Symbiodiniaceae
Source: the annotation of a GenBank genome assembly